CCUGUCUACCUCCUACAUUCGGUUUUCCCUUUAACUUUUAUCAAGUUUAUAUGAAUUAAACACAGUGCCUUUGUGUAGCUCUGGUCGCUUGAGUUUCUGGUUUUAUCCGCGCAUGUAACCGGCACAAUGUUCACCACUACCGGGUCCAGAGGGCUGUAUAAAGCUCCAGUGUCGAAAAGCCUGCUGCUGCUUCCCACUGCCUUCAGCGCGCUCCUGCUCGUGGCACUGCCUCAGUACCAGAAGCUCUUCGUUUACAGCUUGCAGGCCAUCACGCAGCACAGACAGUUGUGGAGGCUGCUGUGUGGGAGACUGAUCUGUCUGGAUGUAAAGGACAUGUUCUGCAGCAGUCUGCUCAUCUACAACUUUCGCAUAUUCGAGAGGCGGUUCGGCAGUCGCAAAUUUGCUUCCUUCCUGUUUGGGACCUGGGUUCUUUCUGGGUUUCUGGACUUCCUAUUGGCCGAGGCCGUCCAGUUCCUGUUUGACCUGCAGUUGGACUUGCUGCCAGCUGGCCUACUGGGUCCAGUCUUCGCUCUCUUUGUGCCUUUCUUCUGUUCCAUCCCUCGAGUUCAGGUCACUCAGCUACUGAGCUACGUCUCCAUCAGCAACAAGUCUCUCGUAUACCUCGUGGGUCUCCAGUUGCUGACAUCUAGCGCUUACAUGUGGAUUGUGGCUCUCAGCGGAUUGGUCUCAGGCAUGCUGUACUACAGUAACAUGUUGGCUCUCCAGCGGGUCCUGUACGUUCCUCAUUGGGUGUCAUGCUGCAGCUCUUAUCUCCUUGAGCCUGUGUUCUUAGGCACAGAGCCACGUGCUGAGGCUCCAGUGGGCAUGGGAGCAACGUUAGACAUCCAGCGACAGCAACGAAUGGACAUGCUGGACCAACAGCUGCUGCUCUCACAGCUGGCACAACUCAGAAGAAACGCGCAGCAGCCACCACCACAGCAGCAAGGCGGACUUCUCAACCGAUUCUUUCCGGGUUUGCGACACAGAGGUCAGAAUGUGAAUCACAUACAGCCGCACACAGUGGACGCACCAGUGGCUGAAGAACAGGUGGCGAGGCUGAUGGAGAUGGGUUUCUCCAGAGUGGAUGCUCAGGAAGCUCUCCGAGCAUCUAACAACGACAUUAACAUGGCCACCAACUUCCUGCUCCAGCACUGAGCUUGAGCACCACAGGGCAGAGCAGAGGGUGAAGAAGACUGACACGGAACUGCAGCGACUGGGGAAAAAAAUCCAAAAUAAAACAAACACCACGUGGAGACCACUUUGGCAGACUUGUGAAAAAGUGAAGUACUCUCUGGAGCUUGUGCUGUCACUUCCUCUCAACCUGCUCUGUAUUUGGGUGGCGAGGAGCCUCUGAAGCUGCUGACACCGUUUCCUGCCAACUUUAGCAAAAUAGAGCCAAGAUGGUUGCGCAAGGCGGUGCAGUGUUAUCUCAGGGCUCGCGUUCUCUGGCCUCGUCAUCCCUCUACAACCUCCACUGCACAUUCUUAAUAAUAAACGCACAUUGUGGCGAUGAUGAUGAUGAAAGACAUGUAUUUAGACAUAGUUGUGGAUUAAUUUGUUGUUUGAAUAGUUUUAUUCUCAUGGGACUUUACAGUUGGAGGAAUAAUCAAGCAAAAAAAAUUAGGCUGCACAAUUUUUUUGUGCAGAAGGCUAAUACUGUACAUGUAGAUAAGUAAGGGAAGUCAAAGUCACCCAAUCCAUUCUGUAAAUGCUUAUUUAGGAGACCGAAUGACUUGCAGGCAUCUACUACACUCCAGAAAAUACAGUAGUAGGUUUUAUCGAACUACAUGACAGUAGAAAGUAGAAAGCGCUAUCCACCCUUUUUUGCAUACACGAGGCUUCUGUCGCUCUGAUUAACGGCAAGAGUAUCUCUGCUAUUCAAAGCCUGUUUUGUUUUUGCUUUCUUUGUCAGCCAUAGUUGUUAAAGGCAGAUUGGAGCAUAAAAGCUGUAUGUUCUGUUCUUGUCCUUGUUAUACAGCCAUCUAGUAAAAGUAUUGCUGGGUGAACUAUGUUGUCCAAAGCACUUACUGAAGGUAUUGGAUAUAUAUAUUUUAAAAUGUAAUUAUGCAUGGGUAAGACAGACUUCCAUUAUCAUUUGCUACAUUAGCUUUUUAUAGCUCCAGCGCCAAAAAAAAGAAAGAAGAAGCCAUUGAAUAUGUUCUGCUAAAAGGGGAAAGUAUAUACAUUUUAAUUUUUACCAGACGACCUGGUACUGCAUUUGUAAAGAAUUCAAAAGACAAAAACCGAAACCUUUUGAAUUAAUUAUUUUAGCUAGAACUUGUUGUGCAUGCAACAUAACCAGCUUUUUAGUGUCACUGCUAAUAAUCAGCAGGAAGUUAUUUAUUAAUAAUUAAUAACAACUUCAAGUUAGAAUUGUAAAUUAUACGACUGUCAUUAAGGAAGUACUUUGGUGAGGACUAAAUUGUACACAAUUUUCCAUUUUUGCAAUUGCAGUCGAUUACCUUAGCCAUACGUGUAUUUGUUUUCUGAUUUUCGAGUCCUCCAGUUUUGCACUGGAGCUGCAAGCGUAACUGACGAAUCAUUAAAAGUUCAUCUCAUCCACAAUCUUUUCUGUAAACAUCUGCCUCACAUCACUUCCAGUUCUUUAGAAAUGUCAGCAAGACGUUAUCUUUUUUUUUUUCUAUGACAGAAUAUAAUUUUUAAACUCGUGGUCUCACUUUUUAACUUAAAUGAUGUAUUAUUCUGGAUGUUCUGUAGAUAAUAUACGCUGCCUGGCCAAAAAAAAAAAAGUUCAUAAGGGUCAAAUUAUUGCCUUUGCAUCAAGCAAAGUAAACAACUAAGGAGAUUUAAAAUGACUAGAACUGGGUUAAGACGGAACUUCAAUACAUUAUCAAAACCAGGAAGGAUUGUGCUGUACCAUCAACCAAAAAAAUCAUGAACUGAAAUUAAUUAAACACUUUUUGAAGUUGUGCAUGGUAAAAAAAAAAAUCAACAGCUAUGAUUAAUAGUGAAAGUAGGAGCAUUUCCAUCCUCACAAUCUAAUGAGAAAAUAAUGGAUUGUGACAAAACAGCUGUGUGGUCAUAAGAAAAACACUUCUUAGUAAGGCUGAUCAGUAAAAAGGAUUCAGUUUGUUAAAGAUUGGACUUUGGAGCAAUUGGAAAAAUGUUAAGAUCAAACUGACUUGAAUCCAGAUCAUUGAGUGCAUCAUGGUAAAAAAGGAAGCACAUGAAGCGAUGCACCCAUUAUGUAUAUUGCACACUGUACAAGUCUCUGGAGGUAGUGUUAUGAUCUGGGGUUGCUAGUUGGUCAGGUCUAGACUUUAGCAACGUUAAGCAGCAAUAAAACAAAGUCGGCUGAUGACCCGAAUGACCAUAGUAAUAAUUUUUACGCAUGAACUAGACACCAAAUUAUGUGUUAUAAACAAAGAUAAAGGUGAUUGAAGGAAAUCAUUUUCUAUUAUACUUUUUUUUUCUUUUUUGGCCAGGCAGUGUAGGUCUACUUUGAACUGUGGAUUUAAAGUUUAAUGCCUGCUCAGAUAUCUAAUCAUACAAAACAUUUUGGGUGAGAUACAUAAUGUCUUUUAUCUAGUUGAAGGUAAAUAAAUAAAAAAAAAUAGGAACUAAAGAAGAGAACCUCAGACAGCAAAUAUUUCUCAACUGAUCUACUACAUCGACUAUCCCUUUAAUUCCAGCUGUCCAAAAAGGCUGCCAUUGAAAAUGGCACUUGGUGAUAAAAAAAAUAGUGACUUGGUUGUGUUUCCUGUCUUAACAAGACGAUGUUGGAGAUGGUGCUGUUUAACAUUAAACACAAAUCAAAAUUUAUUAUUGUUUUAUUUAUUUUUAAUUACAAUAAUAUGGGAUUAUGACCAGUUGAAUUUUGUUUAACAGAAUUCAGCUGUGAAGUAUUAUUGUAUAGCCACUCUCAAUAUUUUCUGUAAAUUACUAUUUAAAAGAAAUAAUAAUAAAUACCAUUCUGACUCACUGGAUAAACAGAAAUUAUAAUUCACAGUAAUUCAGUGUUAUCUCUCUUUGAAAUCUACUUCUGGACAAGAUUUUCUAAUGUUAUUUAAUGUGAUGCGUGUUUGUGAUUCACAUUUGCAAUUCAUUUGUAUUAAAAAAAAAAUUAAUAAAGAUGUUUGAUCUUUCACC
Messenger RNA from Clarias gariepinus (North African catfish), 4110 nucleotides. It is a transcript of the gene ubac2, whose product is annotated as UBA domain containing 2. NCBI's taxonomy places the organism in Eukaryota, Metazoa, Chordata, Actinopteri, Siluriformes, Clariidae. The record is from RefSeq and is a predicted model, not a curated record. The transcript has 9 exons. The coding region runs from base 127 to 1155 and encodes 342 amino acids. Gene Ontology annotation, cellular component: membrane. Gene Ontology annotation, molecular function: serine-type endopeptidase activity; protein binding.